This is a messenger RNA of Pseudozyma hubeiensis SY62, 1188 nucleotides long. Its product is annotated as dihydroorotase. The transcript has a single exon. Gene Ontology annotation, cellular component: cytoplasm. Gene Ontology annotation, biological process: pyrimidine nucleotide biosynthetic process; 'de novo' pyrimidine nucleobase biosynthetic process. The record is from RefSeq and is a predicted model, not a curated record. NCBI's taxonomy places the organism in Eukaryota, Fungi, Basidiomycota, Ustilaginomycetes, Ustilaginales, Ustilaginaceae. Bases 1 to 1188 code for a protein of 395 amino acids. Gene Ontology annotation, molecular function: dihydroorotase activity.
AUGUCAGCGCAGGAGAUCACCGUUCCGGCACCCGCCGACUUCCACGUCCACCUGCGACAAGGCAAGAUGUCGGAACUCGUCACCCCGCACGUCGCCGAGGGCGGUGUCUCGCUCGCAUACGUGAUGCCCAACCUCGUACCUCCCAUCACUUCGACGCAGCAAGCCACCGAAUACCUCGAGUCAUUGCGAGCGCUUGCUCCUAAAACAAAAUUCGUCGGCACCUUGUACCUUUCACCCGCUCUGACACCAGCCGAGAUCGCCAAAGCAGCCAAGAACGGCGUCCGCGGCGUCAAGAGCUACCCCCGCGGUGUCACCACCAACUCGGACAGCGGUAUCGAGGAUUACGAGACCUACUACCCCAUCUUUGAGGAGAUGCAAAAGCAAGACAUGAUCCUCAAUCUGCACGGAGAGGUUCCUUCCAACGCAGACGCGGGCAUCUGUGUCUUGAAUGCCGAGGAAAAGUUCUUGACGCACCUGUUCAAGAUCCAUCGUCAGUUCCCCAAGCUCAAGAUCGUGUUGGAGCAUGCUACUACCAGGAAAGCGGUAGAAGCUGUCAAGCAGUGUGGCGACACGGUCGGCUGCACCAUCACACCGCACCACCUCGAGCUCAUAGUCGACGAUUGGGCAGGUAAGCCUCUCAACUUUUGCAAGCCGGUCGCAAAGUAUCCCGACGAUCGACAGGCGCUGCGCGACGUCGUCCGCGAAGGCCACCCACGUUUCUUCCUCGGCUCAGACUCUGCACCGCAUCCUUUGGCCAACAAGUACCCUUCUGCAGUGACACACGGCGCUCCUGGAACCAAGGCUUCCGCUUCUGGCAGCGAUGACCUCGAGCCCACCGGUGUCGUCUCGUGCGGAUGUGCAGCGGGUGUGUACACAUCAUCGAUUCUCGUUCCUCUCUGCGCCACUCUUCUCGAAGGCUUUGGUGCACUGGACAAGCUCUCCAACUAUGUCAGUAUCAACGGUCGAAAGUUUUACGGCUACGAUGACGAAGAGGAAGUCUCGCAGGGCAGCAUCAAGCUUCGCAGGGUGGACAAUGGAUCGUCGUCGUCUUCAACGUCUGCUGCAACCGUUCCUGCAGUGUACGUGCAUCCGGAGUUCCGUGAGGUGCCUGAUUCGGAUGGGUCUAAGGUACAGGUGGUACCUUUCUGGGCUGGCAAGCGCCUGGGGUGGGAGAUUGUUCGUUCCUAG